Messenger RNA from Paramuricea clavata, 12578 nucleotides. The record is from the annotation of a GenBank genome assembly. NCBI's taxonomy places the organism in Eukaryota, Metazoa, Cnidaria, Anthozoa, Malacalcyonacea, Plexauridae.
AUGGCUAAAGAAGAUACCGAACAGAAUCGCUAUGGCUAUCAAGAAACACUUGUGAGUAUACAGUUUUCCUGUGAUAAAUUUUGCAAAACAAGGGACGGUAUUGACAGUCAAUAAGUGGUGUACAUCUUUGCGAUAGUAUAAACUUCUAGUAUAUUUUAUAUUUCUCUAAAUCAUUACAUAAUUUACCAAUUCGUAAUAAGAUCACUCAGUCUUUUAUUAGCAAUUUAUACAUUGCUUCAUAGUUCGUAACUUAGUGAAUAAUAUCAGCAUUCUUUAAGGUGUUUAUUUACACAUUAAAGUUGUUUAUUUUCAUUUAUGACUAUUUAAAUACAAACAAAAGCAAACACAUAAUCAAGAAUUAAAGAUGCAGUAGAAUCCGUUCUGCGCAUGCAUACAUUGGAGCCUCCAGUUUGUGAUACAAACGACUAAGGUUCUAAAUGCUUCAGUUCUUGCGAAACCUGCUCACGCUACACUGAUCAUAUAUUUCAUUAAGGGAAGCAGGAAAAUGUUAAUAAAUAUAGGUUAUCAUAUGAGGGCUGAGGUGAUAUCAUAAAUGUUGCGAGUGAGCACAACAACAUCAUAAAUGUCAUGACUAAGUGCAUUGAACAAGGUCCAUUUAUGAUAUAUUGUCCUGAAAGUGAUAAAACUGAUGUGAUAACGAUAACCUGUUUAUUAAUAUACAGGGUGUAUAAAAAAAACUGAACAGAUUUGAAAUUGCUCUCAAUUUUGUAAAACAACUAUUAGUAUCCAGUUUUUGAUGUAUAUAGCUUCUUUGGGUACUUAUAAUGUAAAAUAAUGAAAAAAAUUUCAGACAAUUUGCUUUAGUUUAAGCCCUUUAACUAUUCAAACUUACAUUUUUUGCCUAAGUUGCAUAUAAGGCAUUAAUUAAGAAUGCGAAAGGCUGAUUUUUUAGGAAAAAAUGAAUAGUUAAAGGCUUAAACUAAAGCAAAUUGUCUGAAAUUUUGUACAGUAAUUAAAAACCCAACAUAUUUUCCAUCUAUUAACUAAAACUAGCAUUUAUAGAAAUUAGGAUAUAAUUUCUCGCUGAAUCGAAUGGUGGUAUUUUCAUCUACAUAGCAUGUACUGAACCGAAGAUAUGAAUAUGCAAAAUAGUAUUCCAAUAUCGAUCUACUUUUCACAGGGCCUGUCACCCAGGAGUUAAAGCUUUUAAAUUUUGCGUGCAAGCGAUUUUUAGUUUGUUGGAAAAGACACCCGCCUGGCUCACCAAAUUUGAGUUUCGAGAAAUUUUUUUCAUUAUUCUACAUUAUAAGUACCCAAAGAAGCUAUAUACAUAAAAAACAUGAUACUAAUAGCUGUUUUGCAAAAUUGAGAGCAAAUUCAUAUCUGUUCAGUUUUUUUAUACACCCUGUAUUAUACUUGUACUUAGGGUCAGAAUUUAUUAGGUCAAUAUAACAGGACCAAAAGUGAUAUCAGUGGCAAAAAAACAAUAUCAGUAACAUAUUGUUUUUAUGUCACCCUGUUAUUGCCCUGAUAAAGACACAAACUGUACGUGAUGAAGUUUGUUAUUUGGAUAUGAAGAUUUUUGCCUCCGCCCCCAAAAAGUGUUGUGUUUUUUGGUCAAACAUUCAGUCCUAACAUUGUGAAAUUGAAUUUGAAAAUGGCAACAUCUGAUUGGUCUGUGGGAUAUUGUUCUGAAAUUAGUUAUUAAAAUAGUUUGGCAGUUAAGAAAUAAUUGACUUAGGAAUGUAGUUGCAUUCUUGGACAUUUGACAUGAAAAUUUGACGCAUUUUUUUUGGCAAGAGUCAGCAUCCUCGGUAAUAAAGAGAAUUAUGAGCUAGGAAUUUAGAUAGUUGAAACUUUGUAAUGACAUAAUUUUCUGCAUGGCACAUUUGCUAUGGCAACUACUUGAAAUUCUUUCCAUACCAGUACUGGUGUGUUAUUUAUAGUAAGGAAAAGUGAAUAUUUUUAACAAGAUAUUGAGUAAUUUGAAUCUGAUUUCUAUUUGUCAGCUAACUACAUGCAUUCUGUGCUCAUGACAAGAAGCCAACUCAUAGUGUCAACUGUGCCAUGUUCUGCUUUGGGAUAAAAUUGCAGUUACUGUAAAUCAUUACAUAUACAUGUAACAUUUCAAUCAUAUUUGAAUAUGCAAAACAUUGCUUGAAGAACAAUUACUUUGCAUAUGGUUGACUCACUUUAAAGUGCACCUUUCUUUAUUUUGCUUGACACAGAAGCCAAAUUACCGUAGGCCAGUGCUAUAUGUGAAGCCCCAAUGGACUAUUGCCAAAACAGCGAAUCGUUCCUCUCGCUAAGAAAAGUACAAUAUGUUUUCACAUCAAAACAUUCAGGAAUGUGACGACAUUCCUAAAAUUGUGAAAUUGACACAUUUUUUCAGGAAACAGUGGUUUUGGUAAUAUUGAUCAAUUCAAUACUUUGACAUGCAUAUUUUAAUUUUUCUAGUUUCACCCACAUGUUAUGAUUCAGCUGCAAUUUUAGACUCAUGCACUAGAAGUGUAGCAAUGGGGCGGGGGGAUUGGGUGGCCAACCCCAACCCCCAUUUCAAAAUUGAGGAGAAACGUGUGGGGGCAGUGUAACUUCUUAAUGUUUUCAUUAAAAAAUCCCAAAUCUGUGACUUUCAUAAAACAUGUCUAAAAUGCAUGAAAUAAUGUUUCACAGAUCCUAAAAAUAGAUUUUUUUCCAGGGUAACAUGCUUCCGGAUGGUAAGACGAUUAGAUUUAGACACCAGGGCUGCAAAUUACUGUCGGACAUCAGACAAUGUCCGACUAAAUUUGGCAAAUGUCCGAGCAAAAGUAAUUUUGAUCGGACAUUGGUCAGAUCACAAAAAAAAUUGUCACAUUAUACAUUUUUUUGCUGUGACAAAAUCCGAUUGCAAAAUUCAAAAUUCACUCAAUUUGCAUUUUGCAAUAAAAUUUACGAGGCAUUCUAGCAUUUUACUUACGUUGCGCCGGAAUGGCUAUACAUACUUGUCUUGUGACUUAUAUAUAUAUCUUGUGACGUAUAUUUGUCCGACCAAAUUUAGUGGUGUUGGUUUUUGUCCGACCAAAUUCAAGUUAUGUCCGACCAAAAUUAAAAGUGAUCGGACAAAUGUCCUGUCAAGUCACAUAUUUAUUUGUAGCCCUGAGACACCCUCACUUGUUUGCCUAUGAUACAGACCAUGUCACUUGGAUGUACAGUCAAUAUAUACAAUGUAAUGAAUGAUUGGCAUAUAUAUCCCCAACAAUGGGUUUAUCUGUUUAUAGUGAACAAUAUGCCACUAUUUAUGCACCAUAACUAACACUUUACAUAUACACCUAAUGUGCCUAUUUUUUUGUAGAUGUAUGGCUGUCAUACAACUCAAGAAUUACAGGAUUAUGCCAAAAAUUUUGCGGCUGAAUUACGAAGUCAAAGUUCUUGUGAAGAGCAAGUGACUGAACCAAGUGAAGAUCACUUUCAAACAUACAGCCCGUCAAGAUGGGGCAAGAUGCGAAGUCAGUGACAUAUCCUGUCAUGUCUUUAUGUAUAACGUCAUAUUCUAAAAACUUUGUUCUUUUUCUAGGACAACUCAAAAGAAUUUCAAAGCCAGUUCAAGAAAAAUUUGACAGCGAUUGGUUAUUUUUGUUGAUUUUGGGCAUAAUAGUUGCUCUCAUUAGUUUUGGUUUGGAUUUCUCCAUUGAUAAAUGUCAACAAGGUAUUUAAUCUAGCGUUGUUCUGUUACCAGCCACUGAGUUUCAUUUCUAAACAGUAUUCUAAGCAGAUAGUGUUCCACAUGCAAUAUGCUUCAUUUCAAUAUUUUCUUUUCAUUUUCUUCCAGCUCAUUUGUGGUUGUAUUCUCACGCUACAGACAAUAUUUUUGCUCAAUAUUUGAUCUGGGUUCUCUUCCCAGUUUCUUUAAUAUUUUUCUCUGUUGGCUUCACACAUCUCGUAUCACCUCAUGCUAUUGGUAGGUACAUCGCUGUUCAAUCUCAGUUUAAUCUAGAUAUAUAGCUGGUCCUCAUUCAAGCAGAGAAGGGAGUCUGCAGACCAACUGGCUUUUGUGACUCAUCAUAUAACAUAAUAUUUAAUAUAGGUUCUGGUAUACCUGAAAUGAAGACUAUUUUACGUGGUACAAUUCUUAAACGUUAUCUUUCAAUACCAACGUUGAUUGCCAAAGUGGUGCGUACAUUAUUACUUUGCUUGUUUUCGACCCUCUCUGACGAUCUCUCUUGAGGGACUCAGGUCAAGAUGAUUUAUUUUGUCAAAGAUAAUGAGAAGAAAGUAAAUCAUUAUUCGCUAAUAAUGACAUGCAAUAGCAAACGAAACCUGAAGCCUUAAAAAAACUGCAGGAUUUUGUUUCAGAUGCCCAAUCUCCUUCACGCUCAUGAUUUCUUUUGUGUUUUCUUUAUGAAUUAUUAAUGAGAAUUACAAGCACAAUUGAAAUUGAUAGGCGACAGAGAAUUGACUUAUAUAUGUUCAGCAGGAUACAGUUUUGAAUGUAUAGUACAUGUUGUUUUUCAGGUUGGUUUGACUGCUUCUCUUGGCAGUGGAAUCCCAAUAGGAAAAGAGGUGAGAUUAGUGAUUGAAAACAUUGUUGAGAUUGUUGGUUCAAUUGUUCCUGCGGACUCACAACACUUUAUGUGAAAAGAGUCAGUCAACGCUCUACUCAAGUUGUGGGAAUAUCCACAGGGCGGGUUGGCAAAUAUCAAAAACUAAUUCUUCUGUCGUGGCUACGCUUCUUGAUCGGGCAUGAGUUAUGAGUGGCAGUUAUCACUCGAUCACGUUGACCUGCGUAAUUCAACUCCGCUUUCAUCUGCAAGUAAGGAUUAUGACACCCCCCCCCCCGACACACACACACUUAGUUCAUAGAGUAAUACUCUUGUUAUUAUUUUAGGGUCCUUUUGUUCAUAUUGCUUGUAUUGUUGCCAGAGCACUGGGGAAGUUUGUCACUUCGUUUCAAGGAAUAUUUAUGGUAACAGAAUAUUUUAAAACAUGAUGCAUGAUGAAUGAUUAAUACAUGUGACGCCUGGGCCUAGGCUUGACUGUAUGAUGUAGUUGACUUAUUAGAGAGGUUCAGAUUUGAAUUCCACUACAGUGCCUCACACUCGUUUAAUUGGACGAACUUCUUUACAUAUCUUUUGUAGAAUGAAUCUCGUAACACAGAGAUUCUUGCAGCAGCUUGUGCUCUGGGUGUGUCAAGUUGCUUUGCGUCACCUAUUGGAGGUAUUACAUAAAGUGUCCUAAAGGCAUUAAGCAAUAUAGUUACAAAAGUUUAUUUUUGUCAUUUACGUUAGGAAAUCUUAGAAGACUAGGUUGUGACAUUUUUUUGCAUGAUCAUUUUUUUGCUCAUUGUUUUGAAUGUAUGAUAAAAACAAUUAUUAAACUGACUGUACAUGAUAUCAAGAAAUAUCCAGAUCUCUUUCAAAGUUCUCUGCAUUGAUCGUCAGCACAAAACAUGUUCAGAAAGCUGCGAAUUGAUAGGGAUACAAAAGUACCUGAAAAAUACAAGGAGAACUUCAAGCUUUCGCGCGUAAGACCCUUCGUAAUGUUCAGCCUUUUCCAAUAAUUGUUUAAUACAUUUGUAGGAGUAUUGUUCAGUAUUGAAGUAACAAGUACAUAUUUUGCUGUGAGAAACUACUGGCGUGGAUUCUUCGCUGCAGUUUGUGGUGCUUUUAUGUUCAGUCUUCUGUCAGUCUGGGACAAUGAUGAAGGUGACUAUAGCAAGAUUGUGGGCAGUUGAUUUAAGUCCUGAUCAAACGAGUUUUAUGAGAGCUCUUACUCGCAUUGCCAACUCUCAUCAACUCUCAUGCUCUUUCCUCGACUCUUAUCAAUUUUGAUCUGCUUCAAAUUUAGAUGACAGUUGACUAGAGUUAUUGCUGGUACACGCGAUAAUGUCCAGUCAACUCUCAUGCAACUCUUCUUCUCGUUUGAUGAAUAAGAGUUGAUGAAAUUUUCGUGCAAACUCUGGCAUGCUCACUCUCAUGAAUAUAAUCUUGGUCCAUGCCAGAGAUGCAACUACCUGAAAAAUAAAAGGAGAACUUGGACGUUUCAAGCGACGCCUCUGUGGAUACCAACCUCUUGACGAGGGGCCUUCGCUCGAAACUCUCAUGAACUCUCAUCCGCCUUUAAUCUGGGUUUUAAUACUUAAAGAGUUCAUUUGGUGCAACCCCAGAAAUAGACAGUUUCGUGAUCUAUUUGUUCAUUGGCUAUAUCAAGCGAAUGGGCGUGCUGUGGGUGCCAGAUUGCGUUAUUAUAGUGAAACUGUUCAUAUUAACUUGUCUUUCAGAAACAAUUACUGCACUCUUUAAAACCAACUUCAGGAUAGAUUUUCCUUUCGACACUGAAGAGUUCAUUGCAUUUUCACUCAUUGGGUAAGAUAAAAUGUAUUACACUGUAGUCUGUGAUAAUUUUACAAUAGGUACAGUGUAGGUUUCACUUAAUACUAUUGUAGUGACGAUGAUAGCUGGAGAAGUUUUGGUAUGUCUAAUAUUUGGGUCAUUCUAAUUAUUCUAAAACGAAAGAUAUAUCUUUAUAGUAAAAAAUCUCAUCUUGAUCAACUUUUUCUCACGGUAGUCAUUGUUGAUCAACUCAUCUUGAUUAACUUUUUCACAGUCAUUGUUGAUCAACUUAUCGUGAUCAACUUCUUCACAGUGAAUAGAAAAUGGAAGGGUCUCCUAGCAAAUAGUCUUCUCUCUUUUUUAAACCAGGGUUAUUUGCGGGUUUGGUGGAGCUCUGUUUGUGUAUACGCACAGAACAAUUGUGGAUUUAAGACGGCAUCAUCGUGAUAACAUGAUAUCUCGCUUUCUUGAGAAGAGGUAUGAUCAAGUUUAUGUCAUCCCUAAGGAAUGACAUAUAUGGACCAUUUGCAUUAUAGACUAAUUUUGAUCUAAACAAGUCUAGACAAAGUUCAUCACAGCUUGAAAGAGCAUCACAAAAUUAGUAAUAUUCCAAAGUUUCGUUGCGAAAUGUUGUAAAGUGCGGAUAAUAUAGCCUUGCGAAGUUUGCCGUUUUUCAGUCAUUUUGCAUUACGCGGGGGGAAAUUGACAGCCCAAUACCCUUUGGGGCUGGCAAUUUUCCGUUUGUAAUACAAAAUGACUGAAAAACGGCAAACUUCCCAAGGCUAUUCAUUCACGAAUGAAUUUUAUUUCGUUCAGUCGAUUCUUGUAUCCGGUCAUCGUCACUCUACUGGUAUCAACAAUUAUGUUUCCAAAAGGUCCUGGAAUGCUCGUGGCUGGUGAGGUAAGCUACCACUGAUCUUUGAAAUAUUCUGGACAGCACAACUCAUUCAACAAACAUAACCCGACAGUAACUUCAAGCCCCGAUAUUUACCACUAAAAAUCAUUACGGACAUCUCCAAAUAACCGAUUCCAUUCUAAGAACAAACUGAAAAUAUGGAAGUAAAAACUACCGAAGUAAAGACUUGCCACAAGUCGACUUCUUUUGUAAUUCACAGUGAAAAGGGGAGAAAAGAACGGGAGGGGUCCGAGGGGAACUGAGAAAAUCUAAAACUACCUCUAUAUAUCGGACAGUUCGUAUAAAAAUCUGUGCAUAAAGAACAAACUACAUACUAAUCCUUGGACUGGAAUAGAAACUAGUGAACCGAAUUAUCACAUUAUAAUUACUGGUCACCUGUAGCUGACGCAGAAGCAAGCAAUUGAAGAAUUAUUCUCGAAUACCACAUGGUCUCUUGCUGAGAGUGAAGAUUCAGAUGUUCCUAAAGCUACAUUGAAACAUUGGAACGGGGCAUUCGGCAAUAUUUAUGUCACUUUGGUCUUGUUUGUUGUCAUCAAGGUAAUGUUUUGGUGCAAUCAAUGUUGCUUUCUGUAAAAGGAGGUGAACGGAAAGGAGAUGAGGGCGGAGAAAGAGUGGAGAGAGAGGGGGGAGGGAGGGGGUAAACCGAAAUUAAGGAAGGAAGAAAGGAAGCAGAAAGAAAAACUUAAAUGUUUGUACGUUUUAUGAAUUUUAGUUCAUCAUGACUGCCAUUGCCAUAACAUUGCCAGUUCCUGCAGGAAUCUUCUUCCCUGUUUUUGUCGUUGGUAAGUAACCAGCUUGGUUUAGUCUCCUGACACGCAGGCUAGGUUUAGUCUGGUAGUACAGUACAUGUCGCCAGUGAGGUAUGAUACCCAAAAUGUCUAGUAGUACAUGUGACCAGUGAGGUGUGAUACGCAAAAUGUCUGGUAGUACAUGUCACCAGUGAGGUAUGAUACCCAAAAUGUCUGGUAGUACAUGUGACCAGUGAGGUAUGAUAAAUGUCUAGUAGUACAUGUGACCAGUGAGGUAUGAUACGCAAAAUGUCUAGUAGUACAUGUCACCAGUGAGGUAUGAUACCCAAAAUGUCUGGUAGUACAUGUCACCAGUGAGGUAUGAUAAAUGUCUAAUAGUACAUGUGACCAGUGAGGUAUGAUACGCAAAAUGUCUAGUGGUACAUGUCACCAGUGAGGUAUGAUACCCAAAAUGUCUGGUAGUACAUGUCACCAGUGAGGUAUGAUAAAUGUCUAGUAGUACAUGUCACCACUGAGGUAUGGUACCCAAAAUCCCGAUAUUCAUACAAUAUUUAAGCACAUAAAUCAAAUGUUAAAAUGUUUGUUCAUGUUUAGGUGCUGCAUUUGGUCGUCUUGUUGGGGAAGCUAUGGCUACAUGGUUUCCUGAUGGUAUCCAUGACAACGGGCCUGAUGACGUUGUUAGUAAGAUAUUACCGGGAGGAUAUGCUGUUGUAGGUAAAUAAACACUAAAUGAAAAAACAACGUAAGCUGUCGUGGUUUGAGUAUGAACUAUCUGAAAAAGAGAAGAAAACGUCGAUAUUUUACACGAUGACCUUCUUCGCUUGAAAGAUUGAAAUUUUAACCAAAACCUUGACAAUGUUCAGAAAAGGUGACUGUAUAUUACACUUGGUUGAAAUAUUCCAACCGUCCUGUUUCCUUCGUUUUGUUGUAGGUGCCGCAGCGAUGUCUGGUGCUGUCACUCACACUAUAUCAGUCUCUGUCAUUGUAUUUGAACUCACUGGACAGAUUGCGCAUAUACUACCUGUUAUGGUAGGGGAUUAUUUAAUAUCGUUCAUUCAUUUUUACAUGCUGCCAUUUUGAAAUACCUGUUUACAUAUUCCAGCAUUCUUUUGUCCUCUGUUUCAAUUUGUACUUGAUCAACUUCCAGGUUGCUGUCUUGAUUGCAAAUGGUAUAGCUCAGUGGCUACAACCUUCAAUAUAUGACAGUAUCAUACAGAUUAAGAAACUGCCCUACCUUCCAGAGAUUACAAAUUCCAGGUACCAAAUGAAUGUUGAUGUAUAAUGACUGUGGGAUUAUAAAACUUUGGUGGUAAAUGAUUUGGGAUGAUGCUAGUGCGAGUGGGCUGAAAAAAUGCUUGACCACGAGGUUAAAUCCGUUCAAAAACUAUCUAUUCACAACGUUUGAAUCUGACGUUCAGUUGGUAGAGCAUUGGCUUAGUAAACCAAAGGACAUCGUUUCGAUCCGCAACGCGGUCAAACAAGUUUUCAGCUUACCCACGUGUGGAGCAAGCGAGAAUGACCAGUUGUCCUGAUAGAGAUCAGGGCCAGUUCUUCAAAGCUCUAUUGGCGCUAUUCUUGGGUUAAAAUUUACCCCGCUUUCGUAUUUCUGCACGUCGGUUUGGUUUAUAACUUUGGAAAAUAAAACUUUUAUGGAUGCAGACGCGAUUUGUGGGAAAAUAUUUUUAAGUUUGUAUAAAGUGGGAAAUUUGCUUUGCGCUAGGUUUAACGCUAACCCAGGAUUAAAAUAUAACCGGCUGUCGAGCAACCCUAACUACAUAGUUUAUUCUGUUUUCAGACUUUAUAAAGUGACCGUGGCAAACAUUAUGAAAACAGACUUGCAAUUUAUAACAAGAAAUUCAACAUAUAGAGAAUUGAAGGAAUUACUUGCAAAAUCGAAACUAACCUCGUUUCCAUUGGUUGACAGUAAAGGUAAAUAUCUGCGCGGGUUGAGCGAAUUCAACAAAAGGGAGCAAUGCUUUGAUCUUUGAUACUACCGUGAUAAACUCUCGCCAAAACUACAAUCCUGGUCAAAACCAUCUGCGACACUCUAUUAAAACAUUCCUCUGUCGAUUUAUUUUUUUACCUUUAGACUGGAAUAAUUUACUUGUUUGCCCUCCCCCCUCCCCCCAAACAAUGUUGGACGUAUUAAAAUUGCUCUAACCGUACAACAUUGAAUGGUGGGGUAAGGGGGGGAGUUCUAAAGUUGCAAUAAUAUUACGAAAUUUUGUCAAAUAAUUGGAAGAUGCCUGAGAUUACGUAGGCAAAACUUUAUUUAAAAGAUCACACGUUGGCCCCGUCAACUAUACGCUGAUUUCCACGAGGGGCGUGUGGAUUACAUGAUAUUAUAUAACAAAAUAUUACACACACUAAACUACAAAUAACUACAAAACAAUUAUGUACAAAAUGAAUAACAUUAUAUUAGGAAUUAUAAACGUCAAUUGCAUUGAUGAAUGUUGAUAAUGUAUCUGAAUCACGCAUAUCUGCAGGUAAUGAGUUCCACAGUUGAAUCUUAAUUGAUGAUCUCAUUCUGUUUAGAGUUCAUUUGAAUCUUAACUGAUGAUCUGAUUCUAUUUAGAAACCAUGACCUUACUUGGUUCCAUACGUCGUCCUCAACUUCAAAUGUUGCUCACUCGAUAUUUAAGUAACGCGAAGCAUGGUGGGAGUCAGGCUGAAAGUCAAACAAGUUCCCCUCGGUCAACAUCACCCACUCCACUACUGCCUGAGCGCAGGUAAGCUUCAAGUAGUUUUACAAUAUAUACCACGUGAGCGGCCGUAUCGUAUAAGACACACGUACAAACACAGGCUAAAAUACAUGGAACUUCGCAAAUCUGCAGGAUAUUGUUUUAGAUAUUCAAGCUCUUUUACGUGUUUUGCACGUAGAUUGUUAAUGAGAAUUGCCAAUCCUUUGUGAUGGUUGCCAAACUUGGCUUUUGUUCUGUUGUUAAGGUUGUUUGUUUUAUUUUAGAAGGAAUGAUGAUCAAGCAUUGUCAGACAGCGAAGUCGAGGUAUGUGAAGGGAGAAGGAGGGAUGAAAGGAGAGAAGGGUAAGAAGAGAUAGAUUGGAGGAGGGAUGGAAAGAAAGGGAGAGGGAGAGAAGGAGUGAAGGGGGAAGGAGGAAGGGUGGUCGGGAAAGAAAGAAGGUGUGAGGGAAGGUGGAAAGGAAGGUGUGAGGGAAGGGGAGAGGGAAGGUGGAAAGGAAGGUGUGAGGGAAGGGGAGGGGAGAGGGAAGGUGGAAAUGAAGGAGGAAGUGAGCGAAGUAAGGUGGAAAGGAAAGAAAAGAGGAACUAAAGGGGAGAAAUGAAAGAAAUGAUUUAGUCAUGGAACGUUGGUGAGUAAAGAAGCCUCUUAUUAAAUCACCGUUUCUUAGUUACAGUCACGUCAGCAUGAGUCAACAAUGCAACCAUCUACCAGCAGAAAUUCCCUGCUUGAAAGAAUUCCAGGUUUGUGCACGACUUUCACCUGGUUAAGUUUUUUUAUGUUCGCUAUGAAAUGUCAGAAAGGGUAAUAAUAAUGAUCAGAGAAAUUCAAGGCAUAAGAAAUAUAAGGUAGGAACAGAUGUAUUAUUUUCAUCCUGAUUUCUGUGUCAUUCACUAUAACAUUGUUUUAGGUUCACAACAACUUCAACGUUUGUUCUCUGGAAGUGCUUCAACUCUAGAUUCUGAGGUACCGUAUCUUUGUAUUUUUCCACCAUCUAACAAACGUCAGUUUUUUAUUCAAAUAUUGUUUUAACGCUCUGUGCGGUAUGUUUGUGUCAUUUUUCCAGGGACGCUCUGCUAGUCCAAGCUCGGAAAGAGAAACUAUUUCACCUGAACAGGUUUGCUACCUUUUUCUGUGUUCUCUUUGAAUGUACAUAGUUUCCUGUAUUUGUAUGAGAUGAUAAAAAUUGGCUCUCGCUUACCUCACAGUCUUGUAUUUCCAGUACUUGCAGUGGGAAAACGAAAUUCUAGACAAAGAAGUCGACUACGAGCUAUGUCAGAUUGAUCCAGCUCCAUUUCAACUCGUAGAAAGAACAUCAUUACUCAAGGUAAUUCUCGUGAGGUAAAUGGUCCAGUAAGGAUCAUUCUUUAUUGUCCAGUGUUUAUUGUUCAGUGUUACUACAGGAGGAAACUAGAGUACCCGCGAUAACGUGCUAUGUUAACAUUGAACUGAAAGCAUUCGUCUCGGGGAUUGAGGCCUUGUUGCAGAGGUGAAGUUGAAUUAGAUGUUUGAUAGACUUGCUUCAUGUUUGCCUUUCAAAUACAUGCCUUAAAAUUCCUCUGCCCGCAUUUUCGUGCAACUUUUAAUACUCCUGAAUAAAAUCUCUAUUGAGACUUGGAGUGAGUCUAGAUAUUUAAUAAUAUGUGAUUGCCAUUGUGUUAAGGUGCACAAGCUAUUUGCUUUACUGAACCUGUCUCAUGCUUAUGUCACAUCUCUUGGUCGUCUUGUUGGAGUUGUUGCCCUUACUGAGGUAGGCCUGAUUACGCUAUGAUAUUAAAGUCUAGCCUGCAUUGUUUAGUGAUUUGUAGAGAUCAGUGAGCUUGUUUCAGUCACUGCAUCAGUUUUAUUCUUAUUUUUACUUAAACAUUAAUAAAUCAUGUUAUAGAUUCGUCAAACUGUCGAAGGACACGAGAUACUUUCACAUGAAGAUGAUCGUGGACUUACAUAG